Messenger RNA from Quercus lobata, 874 nucleotides. Its product is annotated as gamma-interferon-responsive lysosomal thiol protein-like. Lineage: Eukaryota; Viridiplantae; Streptophyta; Magnoliopsida; Fagales; Fagaceae. The transcript is spliced from 5 exons. Gene Ontology annotation, molecular function: oxidoreductase activity, acting on a sulfur group of donors, disulfide as acceptor. The coding region runs from base 6 to 704 and encodes 232 amino acids. The record is from RefSeq and is a predicted model, not a curated record.
ACAAAAUGGCUUCUGCCAAAUUAAUUUUCACGUUUGUAAUAGCUUUCUUGUUGUCCUUGUUCAUAUCCCCUUCUCAUUCCUUUUGGUCUUAUCCUCCAAAUGAUGAUGGUCUCAAGGUCUCUGCCAUUGAUUCUCCAAAGGUUAAUCUGUCUCUCUACUAUGAUACUUUGUGUCAAAAUUGCUCUACUUUCAUCGUGACAAAUCUCACAGAAGUCUUCAACAAUGAUCUCAUCACUAUCAUCAAUCUCAGACUAGUCCCUUGGGCCAAUGCUUACAUUAAUAAAACUAACAAUGCCAUUGUUUGUCAGCAUGGACCUGAUGAAUGCUUACUAAAUACUUUGGAAGCUUGUGCUAUCAACGUGUGGCCCAAUGUGAACAUACAUUAUGCUGUGAUUUACUGCUUUCAGUUUCUGGCCAUUGAGGGAAAACACAAAGACUGGAAAAGUUGUUUUGACACGCUGGGGUUGAAUAAGACAUCCGUUUUGGACUGCUAUAUCAGUGGCAAUGGAACAAAGCUUCUACAAAAGUAUGCUGAUGAAACUGGCCAUUUAAGUCCACCUCAUAGAUUUGUGCCAUGGCUGGUUGUCAAUAAUCAACCACUCCAAGAGGACUAUAAAAAUUUUGCUACCUAUGUCUGCAAGGCAUUCAAAGGCAGUGGAGCACCUCAGGCCUGCAAAUCACUUGUACAUAAGAAGAUCAACUAGUUAGAUUAGAGGGCAUAUCAUAUUAAUUAACUUUGCCUUAAAUGUAAAAUAAGAAUAGCAGGUGUUCUUAACAGUUUCUAAAGGCAACAAAAAAUAUCAUGUGUAAACCUUUGUGAUGGAAGCUUCAAAAUGAUUUCCAAUAUUAAUAUGAAAGAAAAAUCCAGAGGCUG